This is a messenger RNA of Calypte anna (Anna's hummingbird), 2093 nucleotides long. RefSeq names its product F2R like trypsin receptor 1 (gene F2RL1). NCBI's taxonomy places the organism in Eukaryota, Metazoa, Chordata, Aves, Apodiformes, Trochilidae. The record is from RefSeq and is a predicted model, not a curated record. Gene Ontology annotation, biological process: blood coagulation; positive regulation of Rho protein signal transduction; phospholipase C-activating G protein-coupled receptor signaling pathway. The coding region runs from base 121 to 1299 and encodes 392 amino acids. Gene Ontology annotation, molecular function: thrombin-activated receptor activity. The transcript has 2 exons. Gene Ontology annotation, cellular component: membrane.
UGGCCUGGCUCCGCCCGUCGCUAGCGGCCAGACCGCGCCCUUCGCCCCCUCCUAGCACAGGUAUCAGGUGAAACUGGUCGGGCGUGCGAGAGACAGCGGCGUCUGAAGCGCGGCGGGAAGAUGGCUGGGCGCCGCGGGCUGUACCUGCUGCCACUGCUGCUCUGCGCGCUGCUGGGAGCCGCCGCUCUCCCAGAGAGUAGUGGAACUGGCAGUUCAAAAGGAAGAAGCUUUGCUGGCCGGAAAGUUCCAAAUGCAAAUAAUGCCUCAGAAGAGUUCUAUGAAGUGGAUCAAUUUGCAGCAAAUGCCCUCACAGGAAAGCUGACUACAGUUUUUCUUCCCAUUGUCUAUAUCAUUGUCUUUAUCAUUGGUUUACCAAGCAAUGCUUUGGCCCUCUGGGUGUUUUUUUUCCGAACAAAGAAGAAACAUCCAGCUGUGAUUUAUAUGGUUAACUUGGCAUUAGCAGAUCUUCUUUUUGUUGUCUGGUUCCCGCUGAAGAUUGCGUACCAUCUAAAUGGCAAUAAUUGGCUAUUUGGUGAAGGUCUCUGCAAAGUAUUUGUUGGAUUUUUCUAUGGAAAUAUGUACUGUUCCAUUCUGUUUAUAACAUGUCUCAGUGUGCAACGAUACUGGGUUGUAGUAAACCCCAUAGUGCAUUCCAGAAAAAAAUCUGAAAUUGCUUUGGGCAUCUCCCUUGCUAUCUGGAUAGUGAUUUUGCUAGGCACCAUUCCAUUGUAUCUUGUUAAUCAGACAGUAUACAUUUCAAACCUUAACAUCACUACCUGCCAUGAUGUGUUGCCUGAAAAUGUUUUGGCUCAUGACAUGUUCAAUUAUUUCCUCUCACUUGCAAUUGGACUCUUCUUAAUCCCAGCUCUCCUCACUGCUGUUGCUUAUAUACUAAUGAUUAAGACUCUGAAUGCUUCCAUCUCAGAUGUAAGCACUGGGAAGAAACGAAAAAGAGCAAUUAAACUCAUUAUUGCUGUCCUGUCUAUGUAUCUCAUCUGUUUUACACCUAGCAAUGUGCUACUUGUUGUGCACUAUUUACUCCUCAAAGCCUACAGCCAGAGCUAUCUGUAUGUGUCAUACAUAACUGCACUGUGUCUUUCUACUUUGAACAGUUGUAUUGAUCCAUUCAUCUAUUACUAUAUUUCAAAAGACUUCAGAGACAAUCUUAAAAAUGCUCUUCUUUGCCGGAGUGUGCGAACUACAAGGAGAAUGCAGGUGUCUCUGUCAUCGAACAGGUACCCCAAGAAGUCAAAUUCUUACUCUUCAAGCUCAAAUGGGACCACUAAAUCAACCUACUGAAUUUAAUCCGAAAAGAAAGGUGAACUUUUAUUACUACUCCUAAAAGGGUGUAAGUGACAAGAGAGUCAUAUUGUAUAAAAGUACGAAGAAUGAAGAAAUAAUCUGCUUUUUAAUUAUCUUUAAACCUGGAUUUCAGAACUGUCAGCUGUUUACCCUGUAUACAAAUGGUAAACAGAUAAAUCUUCCCACUAUACUGGAAAAAAAUUGACAUUUCUGAUGCUCUGCAAAAAUACUGCUGACUUUGAGUCAUCAUUAAAGACAUUUUCAUUCAAUAUUGAAGCUGUAAAAAAGCCGUAUGCCACUGUAAUGUUAUAUAGUGUUGCUAGUAUAUUUAAUUAGCAGAUAAAUCUUGUUUUGCUAUAACCAUAGUGUAUUAAACAGCUGAAUAGAUUGUGUAUGUUAACAGGUUGUGUAUGUUAACAGAUUGUGUAUGUUAACAGAUUUUGUAUGUUAACAGACUCUGUAUGUAGGAGCUUGCUCUCUGUACCUGCUUCCAUUGAACAUUAUCUGAAACCAUCAAGAGAAAGAAAAGAGAAUCCAUUUCACCAUCUUGCUGUUGGCUGAGCAACAUGACUGCUUAUUGGCUUUAGUAUAAUGUAGUUUUAUAUUAUUUUCCAAGUUGUUCCAUGUUGUAAAUUCUAACAGGCAGAAGACUGUAAGGUUACCCUUUUGAGCUGACAGCUAGCAGCUAGCACUGAGAUGUUAGUUGAGGUUAUACACUGUUACUUAACACUUUCCCAUACAUGAUCUUAAAUGGGGAUAUAUUUAACAAAGUUUUGAUUAAUAGCUAUUUG